UUGAUUCAACAACCUCCUCCCUCCCUCCUGUGUUCUGUUGCGCCGCCAUCCCACGUGACUCUUACUAAUCCAUCACUAAUCACUCUGACUACUUAAAGUUAUCAGAUCAACAGCAGCCGGGACCUUUAAUCUCGAUCCGAGCAGCUCCUCGCAUAUCCAGACUGCUUAUGUUCAUAGCAUGAAAUAGAGUAUAAUAAACACAGAGACAGUUAUAUAGCAAUCAUGCAAUAACACAGCAGAAUUGCGGAAUAAAAACACAGAAAACCAGACCUGUUCUGGUCUCCUGGCCGCUCUUCCCGCUCCGGUCGGCUGCUCGCGUCUAGAUUCCUCGGCGUCCGUCUCGCGUCGGGGCUGCUCCUGAAUCUGCUGCUGCUGCUCUGGUUUAAGGCUCGGCAUUUGUUUUGACAUAAAGACUCAUUUCUCUUCUCCUUCUUCUUCUCUUCUUGUAUGCUCUCCUCAUCUUCUCUCCUCUCAUACUCCACCAUGUCCACACCCUCCGUCGUCAUCGUAGGCGGCUCCGUCGGCGGCCACGCCAUCGCCCACAACCUCGUCUCCCUCCUCCUCCAAGACGCCCGCCGCCAAAAACUCCCCGACUUCCCCUUCCCGCGCAUAACCGUCGUCGAGCCCCGCCGCGGCCUCAUCAACCCCAUCGCCAUCCCGCGCACGCUCGUCGACCAGGCCUUUGCCCCGCAAACCUUCGCCCCGCCCUCGUCGUUCUCCCCGCAGGUGCUCGACCACGUCGACUUUGUCCGCGGGCGCGCAUCUUACAUGUCCAGAGCCCGCGUCGACGUCCGGCUGACGGACGACUGCACGACCUCCCUCCCAUUCGACUUUGCAGCCAUCGCCGUCGGCCGCCAUCGUCCCGCGUUCGUCAUGCCCCCGCACCUCACAAAGCACGAAUACCUCGCCUUCGCCGACUCCUACGCGCUCAACUUCCGCGCCGCGCACUCCAUCGUCGUCGUCGGCGGCGGCGCGGUCGGCAUCGAGAUCGCGGGCGAGCUGAAGUACGCUUAUCCGACGAAAUCAGUCACCCUCCUGCACUCCCGCGACAGACUCCCGCCUGAACCGUCGCUUGAUCCCGAGUUUAGCGAAAGAGUGCUCGACGCGCUGCGGGCGCUUGGGGUUGACGUGCAGCUCAACACGCGCGCGGCAACUGCAGCAGACAAGAAACCGUCAGAGAUCGAGGUGGGAAGACGAAUCAUAAAGACGACCGACGGCCGCGAGUUCGAAGCCGACUGCACGGUCUGGUGCACCUACCGCGGCACCGUCGCCUCCGAGUUCCUCGACAGCUCCGUAUUCCUACCGCAGACCUCGAUCGACGCCGCCAACAACGCAAUCAAGGUCAACGACGACAUGACGGUCUGCGGCGGCUUCGACAACGUCUACGCGGUCGGCGACGCGAACGACUAUCCCGUGAUCAAGACCGCGGGCGGGGCGAUUUUCCAAGGCAGCAUUAUCGCGCAGAACAUUGCGCGACAGAUCAAUAUCGCGCAGGGGGUCUACGCGCCGCUGGACGAGGUCGAGAAGGAGCAGGGGGUCGAGGUGCCGGAGGUUGUGCUGUGCGAGAAUUGGGGGAAGGCGCAUAUGGCGGUUAUUAUCGGGCAGGAGAUGGCGGUGGGGGAGACGCGCGCGAACGGGGUUUCGAGAGACUACAAGGCUACGGCGGAGUUGUUUGAGGGGGAUAUGAGCACGAAGCGGAUAUUCGAGGCGAUAGGGGUGAGCGCAGUGAGCGCAGAGAGCGCAGAGAGCGCCGUGAGCAGCAGUAACGGACAUUGAUCCAGUUAAUGAGUAUAUUGUAGUAUUGUAGCAACAGAGAUACAUCAAUUCAUAUAAAGCAGGCAGUUAGUUGUUAUAACAGUAGUUGAUAUGUUGAUAGUCGAUAUAGUUAACAAAGAUG
Molecule: messenger RNA, 1897 nt
Organism: Myxozyma melibiosi
Lineage: Eukaryota; Fungi; Ascomycota; Lipomycetes; Lipomycetales; Lipomycetaceae
Exons: 2
Coding region: 448-1776 (442 amino acids)
Cellular component (GO): cytoplasm
Molecular function (GO): electron-transferring-flavoprotein dehydrogenase activity; flavin adenine dinucleotide binding
Source: RefSeq, a predicted model, not a curated record